AUGGAUGAGAGAAAGCAAAGAAGAGACUUGUCUGAGGAGAUCAGAAACAAACAAAAAUAUAGACAAGCAUCCAACAUCACUGGAUGCAAUCACCAUGAAGGAUCAGACAAAAUGAAGAAUAAGGCCCUGCUCAAGUCUUUGUUUUCCUCUGCUGGUGCUGCUCUUCAUCCCAUUCGUCUGACAAAGGCAUGUCCACUUUCACAAAGGAGCCUUCAGGGGCCAUGGAAGGUGAAAAGACUAGACAUGAGCUUAAUCCCAGGAAUAUGUAAAUCUGGAGAUUUGGUGAUUGGAGGUGUGUUCCCUAUUCGACGUUCUAGCAGUUAUAAUACUAUGUUCAACUCAAAUCCAGCUUCGCAAACAUGUGAUAAUAGCUUUGAUUUUAGGAGUUUCCGUUGGAUCAGAGCAAUGGUUUAUGCAGUACAAGAGAUUAAUGAUAACAUACAGCUACUCCCUAACAUAUCGGUUGGCUAUGCAAUCUAUGACACUUGUGACAGCAUGGCUGAGGCUGUAAGACAGAUGUUCGCUCUGAUUUCUGGUCCUCUAGCUGAAGCAAUCCUCAGUAACAAGCAGGAGUUCUCUUCCUUCUUUCGGACCAUUCCAAGUGACACUUUCCAAACCACAGCCUUGGCUGCCAUAGUAGAACACUUUGGCUGGAAGUGGGUGGGCACUUUAGCUGAAGACAAUGACUAUGGGCACCUGGGAGUUCAGCUUUUCACUGAACAGGUAGCGAGGCUCGGGGUCUGCAUUGCGUUUUCAGAGACCAUUCCACUGGUGUUUUCCAGGACAAAAUACUUGCAGAUUGCUAACAUCAUAAAACAGUCCUCAGCAAAGGUUAUCAUUGUGUUCUCUGGAGAUACCAACUUGUUACCAUUGGUUUGGGAAAUAGCCAAACAAAAUAUUCUAGGCAGAACAUGGUUAGCAAGCGAAGGCUGGAGUACAUCGGCAUUUGUAAUACAAAAAGAGCAUAGCAGGUUUUUUAGUGGAACAAUGGGACUUGCAAUACCCAUAUGUAGCAUUUCAGGCCUGAAAGAGUUUCUGUUCCUGCUGAAUCCAUUGAAGGAACCUGAAGAUAUCACAAAGUCAUUUUGGGAGCACUCGUUUGGGUGCUCCUGGCCUGAUCAUUUUAAUACAAAGAGCAAUGCAACUACUUGCACAGGCAAUGAAGAUCUGUCAUCAGUGAGAAACGCGUACACAGAUGUCUCACAACUGAGGAUCACCUGUAAUGUGUACAAUGCAGUAUAUGCCAUUGCUCAUGCUAUCGCCAGCUUGUUGUCUCAUGGAAAGGAGCCCUCCACAGGUGUGCACCACCUACAGCCCUGGCAGGUGGUAAAAGCAUUGAAAACUGUCAAUUUCACUGACUGUGAUGGAAACCAGCGUUACUUUGACCAAGCUGGCAAUCCAGUGGCAAAGUAUGACGUGCUAAACUGGCAGAUGGGGGCAGAUGGCUCUCUUACAUAUAAGAAGGUGGGGAGCUAUGAUGAGAGCACAUCCAUGGGGCGCCAGCUAGUGAUCAAUGAACAGUUUAACGUAUGGAACGGAGAGGUGUCACAGCUUCAUCUUGUCACUGAUAAUAACUGUAUGAGAAGCUUUUCUCAUGUUCUAGAUAAAACGUUUUAUCUUAAGAUAAAGUGUUUUAUCUUAAAAAACAGCAGGAUGUUCCAUCUACUAGUUGCUUUAUUCAUAUGUCUACAGGACCAUCUUUAUGUCCAGGGCCAAGAGUGCAGACUGAUUGGGAAAUUUGACCUCCAUGGAUUUGUAGAAUCUAAGAACCAUGAACUGAUAAUUGGAGGAAUGUUUCCUUUUCACUUCAGGACCAUACUGAAUAAUGACUCUGACACGGAGGAGCCAAAAUCACCGAAAUGUGAGGGGUUCAACUUCCGGGCUUUACGCUGGACUCGAGCCAUGAUGUUUGCUAUUGAUGAAAUAAAUAAGCGGAAGGACAUUCUUCCAGACAUAACCCUGGGUUACCAGAUUUUUGAUACAUGCUUCACUAUUUCCAAAUCAGUGGAAGCCACCUUAUCAUUUCUUACAGGACAGAAUGAAACCCACCCAAACUUCCGAUGCAGUGCCGGUGCACCACUGGCUGCUGUAAUUGGGGCUGGAGGAUCAGCCUUAUCUAUUGCCACAGCUAGAAUAUUGGGAUUGUACUAUUUCCCACAGGUGGGUUAUGCCUCUUCUUGCUCUGUACUCAGUGAUAAGUUCCAGUUUCCAUCCUUUCUGCGCACUAUACCCAGUGACUUAGCCCAGUCCAAAGGAUUUGCCGAUUUAGUCACCUAUUUUGGAUGGACAUGGGUGGGAACAAUAGCUGCGGACGAUGACUACGGUAAAUACGGCAUAAAGGUUUUCAAAGAAGAGGUUGAAAAAAAUGGUGUAUGUAUUGCUUUUUCUGAAACGCUCCCACGGAUCUAUAACAAUGACACUAUAGAUAAUAUUGUGAAAGUAAUACGUGGAUCAUCAGCCAAUGUCAUUGUCAUCUUUUCCUCGGACAUUGAUCUUAGUCCAUUGAUGGGAGCCCUGGCAGAAACUAAUAUCACUGGGAAAACCUAUAUAUCCAGUGAAGCCUGGACAACGUCAGCACUGAUAGCUAAACCACAGUAUUUCUCCUUUCUUGGGGGAACCAUUGGAUUUGCUGUUCGAAGAGCAGAAAUACCAGGGUUUGAAAAUUUCCUCCUUGAUAUACAUCCUGAACAUGGGACUGAUGACUUGGUCUACGAAUUCUGGGAGGAAGCCUUUAAUUGUACCUGGCUUACACAGAAAGCGUCUUUUUACACUAAUAUAAGUAUAGAAGCAAUAGUCGCAGGGCGGAAAAGAAAUAUUUCUCCAAACCCCUGUACUGGGAGAGAGAACCUUAAAAGUAUUCAAAAUACAUACAGUGAUGUGUCAGAGCUGCGCAUCACCUACAGUGUGUACAAGGCUAUUUACACCAUCGCCAAUGCGCUCCAUGAUUUAGAUAAAUGUGUUCGUGGCUCUGGGCCCUUUCCAGGGCAGGCAUGUGCAAAUUUACUUGAUUUUGAACCAUGGCAACUAAUGUACUAUUUGAAGAGUACUCGGUUCUCUGUUUUCACAAAUGAAUCUCUGAAGUUUGAUGACUCAGGAGAUGUAGAUGGCUAUUAUGACAUCUUAAACUGGCAGUGGUACACCAACGCGUCCCUAUCCUUUGUCAAAAUCGGACAUUAUAAAUCAAAUGGAGGUGGAGCCAGUUUUGAGCUCAAGAUAGACAAUAGUUCAAUAUUUUGGAACACCCCAAAUGGACUGCCUCCAACCUCUGUUUGCAGUGUCAGCUGUAUUCCGGGUGCAAGGAAAGGCAUCAGACAAGGAGAACCGGUGUGCUGCUUUGACUGCAUUCCUUGUGCAGAUGGAGAAAUUACUAAUGAAACAGAUGCGAGAGAAUGCAUAGCGUGCCCCUCUGACUUUUGGUCUAAUACAUACAGGAAUGAGUGCGUGCUGAAAGAAGUGGAAUUCUUGGCCACAGAUGAGGCUCUGGGAAUAACUCUGAUAUUCCUGGCUGUCUUUGGUGCCUCGCUGGUUAUUGUCUUCACAAUUAUCUACAUACUGUACAGGGAAACAGCUUUAGUUAAGGCAAAUGACCGCAGCUUGAGUUUUCUAAUACAGAUAUCGCUGGUAUGUACUUUCAUGACAUCAAUUCUUUUUGUUGGGAAACCAGAACCAUGGUCCUGUAUGGCCCGACAAACUACCCUCGCCUUGGGGUUUUCUCUGUGUCUUUCCUGUAUACUUGGCAAGACCAUUGUGUUGAUGUUAUCAAAGAGAGCUGCUAAAUCAAAGAUGUCUGAUAAAACCAAAAGGAUAGUCAUGAAACCUUUGUAUCAAAAAAUUGUUGCAGUGGUUGGCCUAACAAUAGAAGUUGGGAUAUGUACAACCUAUCUGAUUUUGAAGCCUCCUUGGGUUUACAAGAACAUGGAGUCCCAAAAUAUCAAGAUAAUUCUGGAGUGUAAUGAGGGUUCCAUUGAACUCUUGUGCUCUAUGUUUGGGUUUGACGUCUUCUUGGCCAUACUGUGCUUUAUAACUGCCUUUGUAGCCCGCAAACUGCCGGACAAUUUCAAUGAGGCUAAAUUUAUCACUUUCGGCAUGCUGGUCUUCUUCAUUGUUUGGAUAUCUUUUGUUCCAGCUUACUUGAGCACAAGAGGGAAAUUUAAGGUAGCUGUUGAAAUAUUUGCCAUCUUGGCAUCAAGUUUCGGUUUACUUGGUUGUAUUUAUGUUCCUAAAGGAUAUAUAAUUCUAAUAAAGCCAGAGAGAAACACAGAAGAAAUAGUUGGUGGCAAAGCUGCCACUAAUGAUAAAAGUGCCCCAGCAACCUCAGCCUCUAUUACUAGCGAGAUUAACAGUACAACAAUAUCCACGGUUGUGCUUGAUGAUUGA
Molecule: messenger RNA, 4377 nt
Organism: Pseudophryne corroboree (corroboree frog)
Lineage: Eukaryota; Metazoa; Chordata; Amphibia; Anura; Myobatrachidae
Product: vomeronasal type-2 receptor 1-like
Exons: 14
Coding region: 1-4377 (1458 amino acids)
Biological process (GO): G protein-coupled receptor signaling pathway
Cellular component (GO): plasma membrane
Molecular function (GO): G protein-coupled receptor activity; olfactory receptor activity
Source: RefSeq, a predicted model, not a curated record